Pomacea canaliculata is the source of this 3081-nucleotide messenger RNA. RefSeq names its product ADP-ribosylation factor-like protein 8A. Gene Ontology annotation, biological process: protein transport; anterograde axonal transport. Gene Ontology annotation, molecular function: GTPase activity; GTP binding. The record is from RefSeq and is a predicted model, not a curated record. Lineage: Eukaryota; Metazoa; Mollusca; Gastropoda; Architaenioglossa; Ampullariidae. Gene Ontology annotation, cellular component: lysosomal membrane. The transcript is spliced from 6 exons. The coding region runs from base 93 to 650 and encodes 185 amino acids.
AAAUAUGUCAUGUGAUCUUAUGUACAUCCGGUUGGAAGAGGCGUUCUCGAAACUGGUCAUUUUAAAGCCAAUUUUUUCAACAAAAUUCUACCAUGUUGGCAUUUUUUCAGCGUAUUCUAGACUGGUUUAAAAGCCUGUUUUGGAAAGAGGAGAUGGAACUUACCUUAGUUGGUUUACAAUAUUCAGGAAAGACAACGUUCGUAAAUGUUAUUGCUUCUGGUCAGUUCAAUGAGGACAUGAUUCCAACAGUAGGCUUCAACAUGCGUAAAAUUACAAAGGGAAAUGUCACAAUUAAGUUGUGGGACAUCGGGGGCCAGCCCAGGUUUAGAAGCAUGUGGGAGAGAUACUGCCGUGGAGUCAAUGCUAUAGUAUACAUGGUGGAUGCAGCUGAUCACGACAAACUGGAAGCAUCAAGAAAUGAGCUUCACAAUCUUCUGGACAAACCUCAGCUGCAGGGCAUUCCUAUUCUUGUGCUGGGCAACAAAAGGGAUUUGGAAGGGGCUUUGGAUGAGAAAGAACUCAUUGAGAGAAUGAAUUUGGCAGCUAUUCAAGAUAGGGAAAUUUGUUGCUACUCAAUAUCUUGCAAAGAGAAGGAAAACAUUGAUAUUACCCUUCAGUGGUUGAUCCAGCAUUCCAAGUCAGGACGUUAAGGGUACACAGUUGCUGUGUUUUUAGCAGAGCUGGCUGAAUCUGAGUGACUGACUCCAAAUGAAUUCAAAAGACAUCUCAAGAGCAUGGCUGUGUGGAUGUGGUUGCUGCUAACAGAUAUUUCAUGCUGAAGGACUUUUUUGUGUUUUCAACAACUGAUGGGGGAAACUGUUCACAGAAUAAGUGAAAAUAAUUCAUUUCCAGUUGGACACCCACAAGUUUUCCUUUUUCUUAACCUGGUUGUGUACCUAAAUAAGUGGCACAUCAGCUUCAGAUUUAGGGUUAUUUUGGCACUGAAUAUUUUGACUGAUUUUCUUCUUUCCAGCUGAUUGAUACAAGGGUAAAAGUCACGUGUUAUUUUUCUUGGCUUUAUCAAAAUGACCUCUUAACAUAGUACAGUAAUUCUUGAAACUUGUUUGGCACUGGUUACCUGAUAAAUAAUACAGCAGUUCUUUGAGCUUGGUUGGAACUGGUUUAAUGUCUAGCAUACUGAAUAAGAGACUUUUUAUUCUGAAAAAUGAGAACAUAUUGUCUGGAAUUUAAACAUUGUCUCCCACUUCAGUGUAAUUCAAAGCUAGGUAACUGCUGUUCCUUGUCAGUUGCACAUAAUUUUAUGUAGAUAUUUAUGAAUGAGUUACACCAAAGACUAGAGGGGUUUUUUUCUGUUUCCAGGGUUGAUGGGAACCUUUCCAAGCAUGCUCGGUCGUCUCUGAUUUAUACUGUGUGCAAUUUUCUUCUUAAUUAAACUGCAUUCAUUUUUUUCUCUUAAUAGUUUGAGUAUCUUCUUCAUGACAGAAACAUUCUGAAGACUGAAACAUUUCUUUUUCUUUAACUAAAGCUCAUUCAUGUUGCCUAACAAAAUGAUGAAAGAUUAAUAAAAAGAAUAAAGACUAAUCAUACAAUUAAACAUUGGUAGCUUUUAAUAAUAGGAUUUAUAUAGCACAUUUCCCUACAAAUAGGCAAGCUCAAAGCACUCUACAGGAGACAAGGGGCAGUUAGGUAAUGCCAUAUGGCAGAAAUGAGCAUCAUGAUUAGGCAAAUAUGUACUCAAACAUUUUAACACAGCAAUGACUGGUUAUGUUAUAACAUUUUUUAAAAGUAAUGUUCAUAGGUGUUAAAUGUCACUGGGGAGGGUGGAUGGGAAAAGCUUUAGCCUACAUUGCCCUCUCUCAUGUGCGGACACUCGUGUAUAAGUAAAUAUUAUGUGAUAUCACCAACACUUUGAUCAUUUGACAUAGAACAAAUUGUGUGCAUGAGAGGCAGGGGACAGAGAAUGUGCAUGCCUGUGUAUCUGUAUUUAAAUAUGUGCAUAUUGGGGUUGUGCACAUGAUGAGAUCAUGUUUUUGUUGAUCUCUUUGUCCUUUGAGUUUGAAUGAGCUUAAAUUGAUUUGAUGAGCCACAGUGUUUCAACAUUGGAGUGUUUGCAUGUUCUGUGGUCAUGCUGUAGCUUUACGCAUUUGGAACAGCAUCAGUUGCCUUUUAUAGGAGGCAAACAGUAAGUAAAAGGAACCGGGCCAUUUUUUACUUUCUAAAGUUUAAUUCCCAUUUGCAGAGACUUUAUGCAAAACAUAAGUGAGAAAAAUGGUAUAAGAUAGUAAACAUAAAUAUUUAGAUAAUUUGAUGUGAAAGCAGCAAAUCUGUUCACAAAAUUGUUUCUUCCCCCCCCCCUCCUUUCCCCUAAUAGUGUGGCUGGUAAAUUAGGAAACUGUGAAAAAGUCAUUGAUAAUUUUGCUCAUCAAAUGUAGUAGCUUUUUCUUAUACUUGUAGAGGAGGUGUAUGUGUUUAUUCCGUUAUGUGAAUAACAGUUGAGGUCAUAAGACUCAAAUGCACAUAUAACCUUAAGGUUGCACUUGUUGCAUAACUGCAGAAGCUACAAUGUAGAUGGCCAGAUAAACUGUUAAACUGCUUUACACUGUGCAAGUUUUUUUGAAUUUUAUAAUUAUAUGUUCUCUGUUGUAUUGACAUGCUUUUGUAAAUGUGCAGCUUCUAAUUGUUAUAAAAACUUGUAUGCUUUAUUAAUUAUGAACGUUUGUAGAUGCAAGAGUGAAAGCAAAUGAAUCUUUUGUAAAGUCCAAGUGUGUUGUGUUUAAGAUUGUUAAUGGAAUGCAUGCAUGAGAACAUUUUCAGAAAUCAGAUCCAUAAUAGCAGUCUUUAGCUUAUUUACUUCUGCUCUAAUCACAGCUUAAGAAAAAAAGUUAUCCAUCAUAGUACAUCAUACAGGUGCUGCAUUACAGUUUCAUUCACCAGGUUUUGUUUAAAUUGGAAUACAGGCAAAUAGUGCUCAUUGCACAGUCAUUUGGUAUUGUUCUGUGCAUGCUUUCGGGUCUGUUUCAUUGUUGUAGCUCGAAUUGUUUAUUGUGCAAUGGUUUACCUAUAGUUUUUUCCAUAAAAUAGCUUCUAAAUAUAAAUAAAGUUAGAUUAUAAAAGGCCCAA